Phlebotomus argentipes is the source of this 879-nucleotide messenger RNA. Its product is annotated as chymotrypsin-1-like. The record is from RefSeq and is a predicted model, not a curated record. Lineage: Eukaryota; Metazoa; Arthropoda; Insecta; Diptera; Psychodidae. The transcript has a single exon. The coding region runs from base 127 to 879 and encodes 250 amino acids. Gene Ontology annotation, biological process: proteolysis. Gene Ontology annotation, molecular function: serine-type endopeptidase activity.
UUAAUUACUAAAUCACGUAAGACACCUUCAAUUGUCCAAUUGAUAAGACCACACUGUGGAAUGUGAUAAAAGUGCCUCUGCAUCAGGAAAUAUUUCCACUAAAGUCGUGCUUCUUCUGCUGGUAAAAUGUUGCGUGCAACUGUUUUCCUGCUUGUGGUGAUUGGGGCGGUUUUGGGGAGGAAUUUGCAGCGAAUUGUGGGCGGACAGGAUGCCGAAGUUGGUCAAGGAAAGUAUCAAGUGUCACUGAGGACGCUAAUGAAUCAGCAUUUCUGCGGAGGAGCCAUUCUCAGUGCGUCCUGGGUCGUCACAGCGGGUCACUGCACGCUGGGAAAGAAGCCCGGGGAGUUUCUGGCCGCCGUAGGCUCACGAUCUGUCAACGAUGGACUUGGCUAUCGCGUGGAUUACGUCUUCAGGCAUCCCUCCUUCGAUGCCCACACGCUCACGGACGACAUUGCGCUGCUGGAGACGGAAGCGCCCAUCGUUUUCAGCGAUCUCGUCCAGCCGGCCGUGUUGGGCCAGAGGAUCAUCCCAGAGGGCCUGGAAGCUCUCCUCACGGGCUGGGGGCAGCAGGUGUACCCAGGAAGUGUUUCCAGCACUCUGCAAGCGCUCUCGAUGGUCACAAUGAGCAAUGAAGAGUGCCGCAAGAAGCACAGCGUGGAUCCUUACUCACCGCCGAUCCGUGACACGAACAUCUGUGCCAUCCGGGAGAAUGCUGGCGCCUGCAUGGGAGACUCCGGAUCGCCUCUUGUGCUGGGGAAUGAGCUGGUGGGCAUCGUGAGCUGGGGAGUGCCGUGCGCCCAGAACUUUGGCGACGUCUUCACAAGAAUUUCCGCCUACAGAGAGUGGAUUAUAGAAUCAAUCAGUGCGAAAGAGAUGUGA